Messenger RNA from Anopheles aquasalis, 1395 nucleotides. RefSeq lists its product as uncharacterized. Gene Ontology annotation, molecular function: serine hydrolase activity; lipase activity. NCBI's taxonomy places the organism in Eukaryota, Metazoa, Arthropoda, Insecta, Diptera, Culicidae. The record is from RefSeq and is a predicted model, not a curated record. Gene Ontology annotation, biological process: lipid catabolic process.
AUGCGUUCACGUGGAGUGUCCCGCCGUGUCAUUGGGGUCGAUAGUGAGGCUCUGUACCUGGUGGGAGUGGUGGCCAUCUUCGUUGUGCUCCUGGGGCCACCAGCGGACGGGCAGCUGGGUGGCGCAGGUCGACCACGACCACUACUAGUGAACCGUAUCCGUGAGCGACGCCUCGAGCGAAUCCGAUUGCGUCAGGAGCGGUACGCGACCACGACGACAACGGUGCCAGAGAACGCAUUCGAUGACUAUGGACCUGGCAAUCGUACCGAGGACUACAGCAUGGACGUGGAAGAUGAGGCUGGUGCAGAACGGGGACCUACAUCGGAACCGGUACUGAUCGCCACUAAACCCAAUCGGCGCCGUUCACAGUUUGAAGAGAGGAUCCUGUUCCGGUUCUACCAUGGAGGUAACUUGACGAAAACGACGACACUGAACGAUGACGAGCGGUUGCUGAACGAUACCAACUGCACAGCAGACGAACGCUUCGCCCUCAUCGUCCACGGUUGGCGCGAGAACUGCUACGAGGUCCCAUGGGUACAGGAACUGCGGAACAAUCUGCACAAGGCCCGUGGUGGCUGUAUCGCCUGUAUGGAUUACUCGGCGUACUCGAGCGGUGGUUACGGUGGACUGGUCGCUCGGUUCCGUGACUUCCGGGACAUUCUGAUGCGUACGGUGCAGCAGCUGCGCUACGAGGGCGUCGAGUAUGGGCGCAUGUUUCUCUUUGGAUUCAGCUUUGGCGCCCAACUGGUGCUAGAUGUUGGCAACCGAAUAGGAUCGAGCGAACUGGAAGCGAUCGAUGCUUGCGAUAUGGCUGGGCCGGGUUUCGACAGUGAUCGUGCGUUUAAGCAGGUCGAUUUCCGGACGGCCGCCAAGAAUGUCCAGUGUAUUCACACCAGUAUCGACAAGGGAACGAAGUUCCCGAACAAAUGUCACCAAAAUUGGCGCAUGGGACUGUGUGGUAUGCGGCAGGCGGCAGCAGGACCACCGCCACUCGGUUCGCACGGUCUUUGUCCGGUGUUCUACAACCUUGCGUUCGAGUAUCAGUUCCUGGCACAACCGAAGCCCCCUGAGUGUCUGGCGCUCGGUGAGGCCGCCACCUAUCCACGGAACUAUCGGAUGGGCUAUGUGGAGAAAAGGAAGAGUGAGGUAAGAGGUGAACUGUUUGCCGCCACCUCGGACAUCUACCCCUACACGGUCUUCACCAAUCCGUACAACUUUUUCGAGUACUUCUAAGACCACCACCGGGGCACCGGAUACGCCACCAGUCCCAGUAAAAGCCCAGCAAAUCCCAGUCCCAGUCAAAGAACCAGCACGCAGCGAGCACACCAUUUAUGGGACGCCGAAAGGUGCGUAGGAAGCUUCUUCUACAGUCUUCGCCAUCACCACCGGCGUCGU